Messenger RNA from Medioppia subpectinata, 359 nucleotides. The record is from the annotation of a GenBank genome assembly. Lineage: Eukaryota; Metazoa; Arthropoda; Arachnida; Sarcoptiformes; Oppiidae.
GGUGUUUUGUAUGAGUAAAGCGGCGUUAGAUAUGUUUACAAAGUGUUUGUCACUAGAAUUGGGUCCAAAAGGGAUUCGUGUGAAUAGCAUAAAUCCAGCGUCAGUGCGAACGCCUAUAUUCGACAAAUUCGGUGUCCAAUCAUUCAGUUUGCAAAAUAUGAUUGAAAUGACGGCUAAAAGCUAUCCAUUGGGAAGGAUUGGAGAACCGAUUGAUUGCGCCAAAGCUGUGGCAUAUCUGGCCUCCGAUGACGCGUCCUUCGUGUCGGGAACUCUCCUCCAAGUGGACGGCGCCUCACUUCACGCCAAUAUGACGGACCCAAACGACCCGUAAAAUGCCGUCAAAACGAGAUUAUAUAAUC